This is a messenger RNA of Hippocampus comes (tiger tail seahorse), 2513 nucleotides long. It is a transcript of the gene svopa, whose product is annotated as SV2 related protein a. Bases 451 to 2232 code for a protein of 593 amino acids. Gene Ontology annotation, biological process: transmembrane transport. Gene Ontology annotation, cellular component: membrane. The transcript has 17 exons. NCBI's taxonomy places the organism in Eukaryota, Metazoa, Chordata, Actinopteri, Syngnathiformes, Syngnathidae. The record is from RefSeq and is a predicted model, not a curated record. Gene Ontology annotation, molecular function: transmembrane transporter activity.
CAUUCUGAAUACCUUUGUAACCCUGUUGGACAUAUAUAAACAUGUUUAGCUGCUGGAAGAAAUGCGUGUAGAUGCCCAAACGUGUAAUGUAAGCGUUACAUGAUCGUUGUAUAAUUAGCAACGUCAACGAGCUUGUUGCUUCUUGCCACAACCCAACCAGUGGCUGAAAUUUCAGAAACCUAGCAUGCAUUUACAGGGAAUAGACAGCCAUUUAUGUUUGCAGUUAUGCUAGCACUAGCGUUUGUGCUAACUUACCAGCAACACCGAGUAUUAGCUUCCCGUGAUAUGCUAGCUGGUAUCCAUAGAGAGUGAUACAAGCUGAGCGCGACACACGGCGCCGUCGUGACCCGCUUUUAUUUGGACCAGGUGAACCAGUGCUGAAAUCGCAACUCGUCGUGAUCAAGUAAGCGGCGAUGAGGCAAUACGGAGCGUCGGAAAAUAAACACCAAAAUGGACGAUGAUCUAUUCCAGCUGAGACAGCUACCUGUCGUCCGCUUCCGUCACACGGGGGAGAGCGCACGCUCAGAGGAUGAUUGCGAAAGUCAAGAGCCAUUUGCAGCGGUGCGGGCGGCAGAGCCGAAAGAGAUGGAGUCUGUAGCCCUCGCAGAUGGAGCUCCGGUCCCUCGGGAGUUUGCCAACCCAACUGAUGACACAUUCAUGGUCGAGGAUGCUGUUGAAGCCAUCGGCUUUGGGACCUUCCAGUGGAAGCUCUCCAUCCUCACUGGUCUGUCCUGGAUGGCAGACGCAAUGGAGAUGAUGAUUCUAAGCAUCUUAGCUCCACAGCUUCACUGCGAAUGGAGACUACCAAGUCUGGAGGUGGCAUUUCUCACAUCGGCGGUGUUUAUUGGAAUGAUGAUCAGCUCCUCCCUUUGGGGAAACAUAUCUGACAAGUACGGACGAAAGACAGGUCUGACAAUGAGUGUGUUUUGGACGAUGUUCUAUGGUCUGAUGAGUGCUUUUGCACCGAUCUAUGCUUGGAUCCUCUUCCUCCGCGCUCUGGUGGGCUUUGGCAUCGGUGGAGCGCCACAGUCGGUUACAUUGUAUGCUGAAUUUCUUCCCAUGAAGUCCAGAGCAACUUGUAUAUUGCUCAUUGAGAUAUUCUGGGCACUGGGCACAGUGUUUGAGGUCCUUCUUGCUAUUCUAGUGAUGCCUUCUCUGGGCUGGCGUUGGCUCCUCGGCCUCUCUACCAUCCCCCUUUUCAUAUUUGCCAUCCUAUGUUUUUGGCUACCUGAGAGUGCUCGAUACGAUGUGUUGACGGGGAAUCAAGAAAAAGCUCUGGCUACUUUGAAGCGGAUUGCCGUGGAGAAUGGUGUACCCAUGCCGCUGGGAAAACUCAUUGCAGCCAAACAAGAGGAUCGUGGGAAGAUUCGUGACUUGUUCUCGUCGCACUUCCGCUGGACAACAGUUCUUCUGUGGUUUAUUUGGUUUGCAAAUGCCUUCUCGUAUUACGGCCUUGUGUUGCUCACCACAGAGCUCUUUCAGGAGGGAGGUGCAUGUGGAAUGUCCAGUGGUAAUAAGAUGGAACUCAGAUGCAGCUUGGAGUGUAAAUAUUUGAACAGUGAUGACUACAAAGACCUGUUGUGGACAACCUUAGCGGAAUUCCCAGGGCUGUUGGUGACUUUGUGGGCGAUCGAUCGGUUAGGAAGAAGGAAGACCAUGGCCUUGUGUUUCCUUGUCUUCUCUCUGUGCAUCAUUCCACUCUAUGGUUGUGUGGGGAGAGCAUCCAUGACAGUGCUGAUAUUCAUUGCCAGAGCUUUCAUCGCAGGAGGAUUCCAGGCUGCCUAUGUGUAUACACCAGAGGUUAAUUCCAGUCUUCACAUUGACAGUGCAAUGAAUAGGAUUAGUCCAAUGUCAACCAAUUCAAUACGGCUGUCAAGGACAGAGAGAAGUAGUAGGACAUUCACCGUGUUUUCUGAUGUUCAACAGGUGUAUCCAACUGCAACCAGGGCUUUAGGCUUGGGAACAAGCAGUGGAAUGGCGAGAGUUGGUGCACUCAUCACACCUUUUGUUGCACAGGUGUUGUUGGAGUCGUCUGUGUAUUUGGCUCUCUCGGUUUACUGCUGUUGCUGCCUGCUUGCCGCUAUCGCGUCUUGCGCACUGCCAAUUGAGACAACGGGACGAGGCCUGCAGGAAUCCAGCCAGCGUCAGUGGGGCCAGGAGAUGAUGGGCCGAGCCUCUUCCUCACAAAACACGGGGCCAAUCCCUCAUUCCAGCUCCGGCUCCCAGGGCUGAGCAAUGUUUGAGAUUAUUACAGUGAAUCGUGAAAGGACAAAAAAAGCUGCAGCAGCUUUUCACAAGUCCCAUCUACAGUCUACGCACUAAAGCGACUUCAGAGAGGAAGGCCCGCACAAAAUGUCAUGUCACUGCACUAAAGAGUCUUCAUCCACCAUUGCCAUCCCUUUUGCCACUGUAAAACUGCAACAGAAUGGCUGGAAUGCAUGGCAUUCAGGUCUGGCCGAAGAAAGGGUGAAGGCAAGUGAGGUCUGUCAGUCUCAGAAAUGGAGAAAAAAAAA